UGUGUGUGUGUGUGUGUGCAGCGCUGCUGCAGGGCUGCGCGUGUGGCGCUGAGGAAGAUCCAGCAUCCUCCUCCUCCUCCUCCUCGAGCUCACGGAAUUCGGUGUUUUCCCGGGAAUGUCGCGGGCGCGCGCUGUGUGUGAUGACGGUGGCGUCGCGCGUCAUUGAGCUGUAGGGAAGGGCGCGCGCGUGUGUUUGUGUGUUCAUCUGUGAGGAGAAUCAAAGUGAACUGGCCUUAGCUCUCGGGCUAACGUUAGCUGCUAGCGCUGCUGUUUGUCUGAGAUCGUCCAGCAUGUGAACGGAUCCGAGAUGUCGCUCGACCCUUAAAUCACUUUCUGCACAACCGAAAGUGAGCGCUGUCCUCAGCCCAUCGUUCGCCUGCUCUUCACCUUCAGCCUCGGCCUGACCGUAAUCACGUUUUGAUGCAGGUUCGUGAGCAUCAUGACCAAAUCAUACGAGUUCAACUGGCAGAAACACAUUCCUGAUUUCCUGCAGGAAGGAGCCGUGUUUGACCGAUUUGAUGAGGAUCCCUUCGUCUUUGAGCCCAGCUGUCUUUUCAAAGUGGACGAGUUUGGCUUCUUUCUCACGUGGAAGAGUGAUGGAAAGGAAGGUCAGCUUCUAGAAUGUUCUCUGAUCAACAGCAUCCGUCCUGGAGUCGUGCCGAAGGACCCGAAGGUGCUGGCGUCUCUGGAAGCGGCGGGGAAGAGCGAGGCGGAUCUGGACGGUCGGAUCAUCUGUGUGUGCAGCGGCACGGACCUGGUCAACCUCAGCUUCAUGUACAUGGUCACAGACAACACGGACACGGCCAAGAAAUGGAUGGAAGGCCUGAAAUCAGUGAUUCACAACUUCAAGGCGAAUAAUGUGUGUCCGAUGACUUGCCUGAAGAAACACUGGAUGAGACUCUCCUUCCUAACGAAUGUCAAUGGAAAAAUCCCGGUCCGAGGGAUCACUCGGACGUUCGGCUCAGGUAAAACGGAAAAAGGGAUCUUCCAGGCUCUGAAGGAGCUCGGUCUGCCCAGUGGGAAGAAUGAUGAAAUCGAGCAUUCGGCCUUCACCUUCGACAUCUUCUACGCUCUGACGCAGAAGAUCUGCCCUCGAACGGACAUCGAGGAGCUCUUCAAGAAGAUCAACGGAGACAAAAGUGAUUAUUUAACCGUAGAGCAGUUAGUCAGCUUUCUGAAUGAAAACCAGCGAGACCCUCGACUCAACGAGAUCCUCUUCCCCUUUUAUGAAGCCAAACGAGUCAUGCAGAUCAUUGAGAAGUACGAGAGAGAUGCCGACUUGAAAAAGAAAGGUCGGAUGUCCAGCGAUGGUUUCUGUCGAUAUCUGAUGUCGGACGAGAACGCGCCGGUGUUUCUGGACCGUCUGGAUCUGUGUCAGGAGAUGGAUCAUCCUCUGGCUCAUUACUUCAUCAGCUCUUCACACAACACCUACCUGACGGGCCGGCAGUUCGCCGGGAAGUCCUCGGUCGAGGUGUACAGACAGGUGCUGCUGUCCGGCUGCAGGUGUGUGGAGCUGGACUGCUGGGAUGGUAAAGGUGAGGAUCAGGAGCCCAUCAUCACUCACGGGAAGGCCAUGUGCACAGAUAUCUUGUUCAAGGAUGUAAUUCAAGCCAUAAAAGAAACGGCGUUCGUGACGUCUGAGUAUCCCGUCAUUCUGUCGUUUGAGAACCACUGCAGUAAAACGCAGCAGUAUAAGAUGGCCAAGUACUGCGAGGAGAUCUUCGGAGAGCUGUUGCUGAAGCAGCCGCUGGAAGGAUUCCCAAUCGAAGCCGGGCAGCCGCUGCCGUCACCCAACGACCUCAAGCGAAAAAUACUGAUCAAAAACAAGCGCUUGAAGCCGGAAGUGGAGCAGAAGCAGCUGGAAUCAUUUAAGAAGCACAUGGAGGCUGGAGAGAUGAGCAUACAGACCGGAGAAGAUGAGAACGAUGAAGAUCUUGACAGUGCGCUGGACGGUAAAGAGUUAAACUCAGAUCUGAAGAGCAGCAACAUGUCCGAGGAUCCAGAUCCAGAAGCUCAGGACAGCAUCAGGAAGAAGGUCCCAGAUGAUGAUGUGACUGAGAUCUCAGAAGUGACUGAAAUGACGGACGUCACAGACGUGUCAGAAGCGUCGGAUCCGGAGAACAAGAAGAAGAGCGGAGACUCGGCCGAAGACGCCGACGCGGAGCAGCAGCUCAUCGCCUCCUACAAGUAUGAAGGAGCCACCACCAACAUCCACCCGUACCUGUCGGCCAUGGUCAACUACGCUCAGCCCGUCAAGUUCCAGGGCUUCGAGGUCGCUGAGGAGAGGAACAUCCAUCACAACAUGUCGUCUUUUAACGAGUCUGUGGGUUUGGGCUAUCUGAAGACCAACGCCAUUGAGUUUGUGAACUACAACAAGCGGCAGAUGAGCCGCAUCUACCCCAAAGGAGGUCGCGUGGACUCCAGCAAUUACAUGCCUCAGAUCUUCUGGAACGCCGGCUGCCAGAUGGUGUCUCUGAACUUCCAGACUCCAGAUCUGGGCAUGCAGCUGAAUCAGGGGAAGUUCGAGUAUAACGGCGCAUGCGGGUAUCUUCUCAAACCAGACUUCAUGCGCCGCGCUGACAGAAUGUUUGACCCCUUCUCUGAGACCCCAGUAGAUGGAGUGAUAGCAGCAACCUGCAGCGUACAGGUGUUCUCGGGUCAGUUCUUAUCAGAUAAGAAGAUCGGCACGUAUGUGGAGGUGGACAUGUAUGGCCUUCCCACCGACACCAUCCGGAAAGAGUUCCGCACACGAAUGGUGAUGAACAACGGCCUGAACCCGUACUAUAACGAGGAGCCCUUCGUCUUCAGGAAGGUGAUCCUGCCGGAUCUGGCCGUGCUGCGCAUCGCUGUGUACGACGACAACAACAAGCUGAUUGGUCAGAGAAUCCUGCCACUGGACGGACUGCAGGCCGGUUACCGACACAUCUCGCUCCGCAACGAGGGGAACAAACCUCUGUCACUGCCCACUGUCUUCUGCAACAUCGUCCUGAAGACAUACGUGCCUGACGGCUUCGGUGCCAUCGUUGAUGCUCUUUCUGAUCCAAAGAAGUUCCUCACCAUCGCAGAGAAACGUGCCGACCAGAUGCGAGCUCUCGGGAUUGAAACGAGUGAUAUCGCAGAUGUUCCCAACGAAAACUGCAAGAGUGAUAAGAAGGGAAAAGUGAAUCAGGUGAAGACCAACGUGACGCCGCAGAGCAGCUCCGAGGUGAACGCCACACAGAACAACAUCAGCGAGAGCAAGCGCGAUAAUGCCAUUGUGAAUCAGGUGAAUAUUGAAGAUUUGAAGCAGAUGAAGACCUUCAUUAAACUGACGAAGAAGCAGCAGAAGGAACUGAACACGCUAAAGAAACGACAUGCUAAGGAACACAACGCCAUGCAGAAAUCACACUGCACACAGGUGGACAAAAUGGUGGCUCAGCAUGACAAAGAGAAGUUUACGCUGGAGAAGCUGCUGGAGAAGGCCAUCAAGAAAAGAGGAGAAAACAACUGCUCAGAAUUAAAGAAGGAGACGGCCAUAAAGGUCGAGACGCUCACGACAGACCAUAAAGAAAAGGUGAAGGACAUGGUGGCACAGCACACUAAAGAGUGGUCAGAGAUGAUCAACUGUCACAGCACAGAGGAACAGGAAAUGAAAGAUGCCCAUGUGACGCAGCAGUGUGAGCUCCUCAGGAAGCUGCUGGCCAGCGUUCAAGAGCAGCAGACACUGCAGCUCAAGCUCAUCCACGAGCGGCAAAGCAAAGAGAUGAAGGCCAAUCAGGCGAAGACGUCGAUGGAGAACAGCAAAGCCAUCAGCCAAGACAAGAGCAUCAAAAACAAGGCGGAGCGCGAGAGGAGAGUUCGGGAGCUGAACAGCAGCAACACCAAAAAGUUCCUGGAGGAGAGAAAACGGCUGGCUAUGAAGCAGGCGAAGGAGCUGGAGCAGCUGCAGAAAUCUCAGCGAGAGCAGCUGGAGAAGCUGGAGAAGUUCAAUGAGCAGCUUUUGAAAUCACAUCAUGCAAACAGUCAGACUCAAGGCCAAAGACAUGCAGAAGAUGGUGAAGCUGGAGGAGGACAUGGACCGCAGACCGGCCACGGUGGUGUAAGCCCUCCAUCCGUCAACUGAGACCAGAGCCGAGCGUCUUCAUCUGUGCUUCAUCCCGUCUCCGCUCCCGAACCCUGCAGUCUGUAACCCCGCCCAUCCCCCCUACCUCAGCACCUAGCCCCGCCCACCACGGAUAACUCCUCCUCUGCAGCGGCGUCCAGCCAAUCCGGCUCUUACCGUAGCUCCGCCCACGCUGCUCAGACCAGCUCCUGAGGAGUCGGUGGACACACGAUUUUAUACACCACCGUCAUCUUCGUCAUCAUCUUCAUCAGCAGUGCUGCAGCCAACUCAAAAGUGUUCUUUGUGAACUUCUAGCUAGUUAACCGUAGCAGAGUCGGGCAGCGUCUUUCUCCCGUCCCGAGCACUUUAUAUGUGAUAGGAUGUCAAGGAUCUUUGACGAUGUAGCAGAGCUCUAGCUUUCCUCUGUACACUACGAAUGUAGACGCGUCUGAAGCCAGAUCACACGAGUGUCCCGAGCGUUUCAUCCGUUCCUGUUCGUUUUUAAGGUCUUUUAAGGUUUUAAAGGUUGUGUUGUGUGAGGUGCUAUCGGAUUGAGAAGGACGCUGAACUUUGGUUGCACUUGUGUUUGUGUUUUAUUAUUUCGGGUGUACUCUAAAGGUAUUUGUUUUAAAGAGAAGCGAUCGUGCGCUGCAAAAGAAAUCAUGUUCUUAGAUACAAAUAACCCAACGGCUAGAUGACAGGCAAAAGGAUGUCUUGUUUUCUGAAAACUGUCUCAAAAAGAAACGUGCCACCGGUCAGAAAAACGAGGCCAUGGGCAGCUACUUCAGCUUUUUCAGAAAGCAAGACUUCUUGUCGUUCUGCAUCUCCAGAGGUUUAGGUGUUUUUGUUCUGAAAAAUAAGACCGAAAUACCGUGUGUGGUUUUAUUUGAGGGCUUUCGAGAUUAUAUGUAUAUUGGUUGUUGUGAGUUUUCCAUCGGUCGUUUUUAUUCCCUUUCUUCUUCUUCUUCUUCUUCUUCUUCUUUUUUUUUCGCAUCAUGUCUUGGAGUGUUUUGGCAGUGACCACAUAUCUCGUGUGAAAGCAAAGUGCUUUAAACUCCAUCGCUUACAAAAUGUGCCACUAUAUGUCAGGUAGGACAUUUAAAUUAUUUUACAUGAUAAAUGCCAAAAUAAGGGGUUAUUUAUAUAAAGAUACAUAUAUAAAUAUAUUCUAGUGAGUAGUUUAAGACUACAUUUGGUUUCUUAGAAGCUUUUUGCACUAGCUGAAUGUUUUCUGUCGUGCGACUUCCACGUAGACUUUUGCUCUAAUAUUAUAGUUUGCGGAAAAGCAGAUUAUUUUUGCAGAACUGUCGCGCUCUGAAUUUCAUCCGUUUCUAUUCGUUUGUCUCCUGAGCUUUCUGUAGCUUCUCAAUGGACCAUGCUGUAAGUGCUUUUGUAUUUAUAAAUAUAUAUCGUAUUUGUCAAACUUCUAGCAAUGAAAAUACUCAAAAAAUACUGUUGUUAUCCUGCUACUUUAAUACUGUUUUAUAGUAUGUGUACCAAUAAACUAUCCCAGGUGUUAAAUGAAA
Molecule: messenger RNA, 5607 nt
Organism: Puntigrus tetrazona (Sumatra barb)
Lineage: Eukaryota; Metazoa; Chordata; Actinopteri; Cypriniformes; Cyprinidae
Gene: plcb4b
Product: phospholipase C, beta 4
Exons: 41
Coding region: 440-4102 (1220 amino acids)
Biological process (GO): lipid metabolic process; phosphatidylinositol-mediated signaling
Molecular function (GO): phosphatidylinositol-4,5-bisphosphate phospholipase C activity; calcium ion binding
Source: RefSeq, a predicted model, not a curated record